Messenger RNA from Thermochaetoides thermophila DSM 1495, 498 nucleotides. Its product is annotated as deaminase-like protein. The coding region runs from base 1 to 498 and encodes 165 amino acids. The record is from RefSeq and is a predicted model, not a curated record. NCBI's taxonomy places the organism in Eukaryota, Fungi, Ascomycota, Sordariomycetes, Sordariales, Chaetomiaceae. The transcript has a single exon. Gene Ontology annotation, molecular function: catalytic activity.
AUGCCUGCCCCUGGCGACCACAAGGCAUACAUGCAGCUCGCGCUGCAGGAGGCGCAAAAGUCUCCUCCAAAAUCAACAAACUUCCGUGUAGGCGCGCUGGUCGUGGACCCCUCGUCAAACCAAAUCCUCGCAACUGGCUACACCCUUGAACUGCCAGGCAACACACACGCGGAGCAGUGCUGCUUCAUGAAGCUUGCAGAGCAGCGUGGCGUUUCUGAGGAGCAUCUUUCUAAGGUAUUGCCACCUGGAUUGAUUCUCUACACAACUCUUGAGCCCUGCUCUGAACGUUUGAGUGGAAAUCUUCCCUGUGUUCAGAGGAUACUCCGUCUGGCUGGGCGCAUCACUACAGUCUUCGUUGGAGCCCUCGAGCCUGAGAAGUUCGUGGCAGAAAACACCGGGAGAAAGAUCCUCACCGAUGCUGGUAUCAAUGUUGUCCAAGUUGGAGGGUUGGAGAAGGAAAUCCUUAAGGUUGCGACGGCGGGACAUAUCAAGUCCUGA